Messenger RNA from Epinephelus fuscoguttatus (brown-marbled grouper), 5323 nucleotides. RefSeq names its product keratin 222 (gene krt222). The transcript is spliced from 11 exons. Lineage: Eukaryota; Metazoa; Chordata; Actinopteri; Perciformes; Serranidae. Bases 309 to 1919 code for a protein of 536 amino acids. The record is from RefSeq and is a predicted model, not a curated record.
GGGUUGAAAACUUGUCAAAGUCAAAACGUGUCAAAGCCCAGGAGUGGUGGAGGAGCUGGUGAUGAGAGGCAGCCUGCAGGAUGGACUUUAUAGGCUCUCCGGUGGAGGUGGGAGCGGCCGAACAGGGGCCUGCUGCUGAUGACCUGGGACACAGUGGGAAGGAGAACGUGUUGACCCGACCGCUGUAGAGGAAUGUGUCUAAGCUGUGGGGAGUGGUGGAUCAGCUCAGUGUGACCAGGAGAACAGACUGCCUCGUUAUUACACUUACUGCGCCUUAUUCGUGGAAGGCCACGUCGCUUCAGGUCUCAAUGGACAUGCUGCAGGACUCCAGUCGGACCAUGUGUGGUCUGAACGCCCGCCUGAAGGGCUUCCUGGAGCAGGUUAACAGGCUGCAGGAGGCCAACCAGAGGCUGGAGGCUCAGAUAGCCGAGUGGGGUGUCAGGAGCACCUCACACUCCCGGGACUGGUCCCAGCAGGAACAGACUGUCAAGGAUCUCCGUACUCAGGUUGGUAACCUGCUGAUGGAGAAUGCCCAGCUGGCACUACAGUCUGACAGCAUGAAGUCCAGAGCUGCUGCCAUCCAGGCCAGAUGUGAGACGGAGGAGGUGAACACCAGGCGUCUGGAGCAACAGGUUGCUCUGCUCAGGGAGUCAAAGAGGAAGGCGGAUCAGAACAGCAUCACACUGCAGGCAGACCUUCGGCACUCCAUGACAGAGCUGCAGGAGAUGCACCAGGAGUUUGAGGCAGCCCGGGCUCUGCAGCUGCAGCAGGCCGGCUCCUGUGAUGCUCUGUUAGCAACGGCCACAGCAGCAGCAGGAGGGGAGGAGGAGGAUGGCACAGGGAUGGAGCUCACCCAGCUCCUCGACCGAAUCAGAGCGCAGUGCGACCAGGGCAGACUUCCUGGCCUGGGCGAGAGACACCUCGGCCUGGGUGCCGCGUCAAAUCCACUCCCCGGCUUGGUCGGGCCCAGCCGCUCUGGAGCAGCAGCAGCAGCAGCAGCAGCAGCAUCCAGAACACACGGAAUUCUCAGUGAGGAAGAGGCAGCAUGGACACAGGUGAGCCUCGGCGGCGCUGCCCUGAGAGAGGCCCGGGCCGAGCUCGCUGAGGCCAGGAGGCAGUGGCACUCCCUGCAGGUGGAGAUCGAGACCCUGCAUGCCAUGGAGAAAGGCCUGGAGAGCUCCCUACAGAACACCCAGCGGCUGUACUCCACCCAGCUGCAGGACCUUUCCCAGGUGAUAGCUGGGCUGGAGAGCGAGCUGGAGCAGGUGAGGAGCGGGCUGGCCACCCAGCGUCAGCGCCACAGCCAGCUCCUCAACACCAAGAUGAGGCUGGAGCGAGAGAUCGGCACUUACCGACGUCUGCUGGAGCGUGAAGAGGGCAGGUACAUGGGCCGAAAUGGGCAGCCGAUGACUCUGCGGCCUUGGAGGUCUUCCAUGGAGGAGCCCAAGGAGAACGGACUGGAGAACGGCUUCAGUGACCCUGCUAUUACUCCGGAUGAACCCAAGUCUGAGCCCCUGCCUGAAAUACCUUCACUGCUCCCAGCAGACAGUGGGCUAAAGAAAAGCAUACUGCAUCGACAGCAAAGCCUUGUGAUACUCACAGAGCCAGAGCAAGAUAAGGACUUGCCAAUCUCCACUGUGAAGACUCAGGAGAUUCUUCAGGGCAAUGUGGUGCGGGAGAGUGCAGAGGGUCACGGCACCAUUGAGACAGAGAAAAUUGACAAAGUGAUAAAGCAGUGGGAGGGCUCCUUCUUCAGGGGGAAUCCCAAGCUGCGGAAGAAGUCUGUGUCGCUGCGCUUCGACCUGCACAUGGCUGCGGCAGACGAGGGGUGUGCCCAGACUAAACAGGACAGCCUCCCUGACGUGGAGGUGCGUCUCAUCAUGAAGAGAUCUCGCAGCAUCCCAACCAUCACACAGUAGCUCUCACCGGUCGGCCAGAGUCAGCGCUGCUUCACAGAUGUUUGUGGUAACACUGGUGAUGUUGAAGUUACAGAAAUAACAGCUGUGUCAUUGAGAACUGGGAUAUGACCAUCCAUUGCUGUCAUGCUUAAUAUGAAUUUUCAAAUCACAACCUUCAUUGAACUUUGCAUCACAGCUGAUGACUGAAACAGUUUUCUCUCAUCUAAUCUUGACUCUGGCAGGAUAAGCUUUACCCGACAGGCUUUUGUGCUGAUUUAAUGGGGCCAUUUUUAUAGUGUCAAAAACCCACAUGGCAUCUAUCAGACCUUCAUUCAUUGCCUUACAAAGGAUAUCAAUUUAAUAUGUAAACAUAUUUCUAGAUCAAAAAAAUGUCUCUCAAUACCAUCACUGUUUCAGUAUGAGGUCACUGGACAGAAGAGAUUAUAUCGACCGUAUGACUCUGCUUAACUACAGCAUUUAAUAACACUUGGUACAGGAGGCUGAGUGCACAGAUAGAUGGAGAUAAAUGGAGGCGUGGAGUCACAGAUAACCAUGAGCUGCUGUGAACUAUCUAAAGGUGGAUAUUUUUUUUUGUUUAAUUUCUUUAAGAGACUAUAUGAAAAUUAUUAGGGGGAGGAGGGUGCAGAAGAGGGGGAGGAUUAUGUAAGUACUGCAAUGCUAUCUCUUCAUUUAGCACUUGAUUUAUCACAAUAGAUUCUCCCAAAAUUCACUUUUUUCUGCAUCUCAUGAGAAAGCAGAACAAUAAAACAACAGGGCUAGAAUAUUCAGCGAAAAGAACACAUUAUUUUGUUUGUCAAAAGCACAAUUCUUUGUGCACUUAUUGAAGGAGAAAUGCAGCUUAUUCUCAUUCCCAGGGCAUCACAUAUCACCGCUUUGUCACACCCCUCAGCGUGUGAUAUCGACGCCAAAGGCACCUGUGGCGUCGAUAUUAGGCCACAGCUACCAGGCUUUCAGCAGAUUCAAAUGUAAACCCAUCCACAACAAUUCCUUUAGAGAGCGACUGACAUUGUAUGAAGAGCAAAAAAGCGUACUGUGGGAGAGAGGUGAGGUGGUCAGGUCAAACACAACUGGACUUUCAUCCAGGAGACCAGUCCGUGUCCUGUGUGAAACCAAAAGUCCGUGUUGUUUAACCUAACGUUUGGAAUUUAAGCCUGCUCAUUGCGCACUGACGUAACUCACAUGAUGUGUUUACAUGACGUUAUGGUACAUAUGUACUUAUUUUAACCCAAAACAUGAUUUUUUUUCUUUUAAAACCCAACCAAGACGAUUUGUUGCCUAAACCUAACCACAACCAUUUCACAACGUUAACCACGUGUUAUAAUGUGUUUAAGUUGUGCAACCUGUGCAGCUUAGACGCCAAAGGGGCGUGACAGUUUAUUGGUAUUUAACGACCUGGGAUGAGAAAGGGUUGUAAAAUGAGUUGUAAGAGUUAAAUUGGUCUUUGACAGAUGACAUAGAACUGAAUUGUUUCAUGAAACCAAAGUGCAUUGUGGGUCUGAUUGCAAUUUUUUGAGGUAUUCUGUUUUGUUUUGUUUUUUUUUAUUUACAUUUGCUUUUAUGUUAAAAUAUAUAGCACUAAAUAAUUUGACAUUGCUUAAAUAAUUAUAUUGUAACUUUAUCACAGUCUAAAAGCACUGGUUGUAGACCUGCAGCAAUUAAUUGAUCAGGUGUCAAGUAUUAAAUUAGUUGCCAACUAAUUUGAUAUUCUGUUAAACGGUUUGAGUAAUUUUACAAGAAAAUAAAUAUUAAUAUUUUAUAGUUUUGUAACUCCUCUAUGACAGUUAACUGAAUGUAUUUGGAUUGUGGGCAAGACAUUUUAGGACAUCGUCUGAGACAUUUUUCACCAUUUUCUGACAUUUUAUAAACCAAACACUUAAUCAAGAAAAUACUCAACAAAUUAAUUAGCAAUGAAAAUAAUAGUUAGUUACAGCCUUAUUUUUUCCUUUCUAACCAGUGGUGUUAGUGAUAAGCUUAUUCUGAUAAUAUAUUGUUUUAUCCAGUGUAAGUGAUUGCUCAUCGUAAACAUCUUCUAACAGACAAUUUAUUACUUCUUACAUCCUAUAAACAGACACUGACUCAUUCAGUGAGCACUUAAUAUAAUUCGGUAUUAAUUUUACCUCCAUGCUGAAUAGACAUGAUGUUUCCCAGGUAAUGCUCGCCAGCCAUAACAACACAGUAAUUUUUUUUAGGAUGUAGGGGCAUCUACUGGCAGAAAUAGAAUAUAAUGUCCUGUUGUAUGUUUUCAUCAGUUUAUCAUCACCUGAAAAAAAUAAUCAUGUUUUCUUUAACUUAGAAUGAGCCAUUUAUCUACAUAUAGAGCGGGUUGUCUUCCAAAGAGUUCACUAUGUUGUUCUAGAACAGACAAACCAAAUGCUAGCUCAAGAUAGGGCCAUUUGCAUGGAUACAUCGGACACAGUAGUUUUCCUACAUAACUGGCACACAGGGGAAGUUUCAGUUUUGCAACCUCACCACUAGAUGUCACUAAAUCCUACACACUGGACCUUAAAAUCAAAGUUCUACUGAGUGAAAUGUGAUGCCUAAUUUAGCAAAAGACCUCAGUGACAUUAGUUAUACAAAAUAGUGGUAGUAUAAAUAACUUUUGGCAAUCAUUUUUAUAUGAUAAGAAAUAAGUACAGUUGUAAAGAGGCCAUUGGUGGUGGUCAGUGAGCUUCAACAUACUUAUAGUGUCUGAACUGCUCACAGGUAUGCACAAUGAUACUGUAAACAAGAUUGUUUGUAUCAUCCAAGUACGAGGUUAAAGGCAGCAACGUGGGGUUAGCAACUUUUUGCUGUCAGGGCAUGUGGAUUGGUGUCGCUAAUAGGUAACAGUUUUGCCAAAUAACAGCUCCUGACAUCCACACUGAGUUUGUCUUGGUCUGGUAUUCUCUAAGUUUGCUUUCGCGUCAUCUGUCUGAUAAUUUAAUGGGCUGGAUAACUUAUUUGUUGUUUACUGUACCGCUCGCUGUAGCUAUACCUUCAAAGUGGCGCAUCAGGGACAUCACACACGAUACACACACGUGGCUGACAAAGACCGAUAGAGCUGUAGUACUAAGAUUUUGUGGAGAGGGGCGUUGCACUUCUUUUCUUAGUCGAGGGGCCCUAAUAAUUUCCCUACAGUCCCUAAACGCUUGCACUGCAGACACCUACAGCACUUAGAAGAACAUCAGCACUGAGAGAGAAAUCCAGAUUGUGUGUACUUUGUGGGUCUUUUGUCUUUGCAGUUCAUUCUCUAUGUUGAGAAAAAAAAAACUUGCAACACAAAGUGAUAAUGUAGCUACAUUUUAGGAUGCAUUAUCACAAAAAAAUAAGGUAAAAAAAAAAAGCUCACUGUGAUCUCAACGGCAGUGAGGCUCUUAACACUCACCAUGUGUCUCAGAGAAUUUAGAUUCCCUGUCUUAACCAGA